AUGUUUGUACGAAAAUUCAGAAAUGGAACUAGUAUCUCUUUGAUCCGCAGAUUUCUGCACUUCGACCCACCUAAACCCCCUGCAACACCCAAGACCUUAGAUAUCGAUUGGAAACCAAUUACAUCUAACAAAUCCUUGAAGAGAGAUGGAAACAAGCACCGCACUGGGCGGAGUGUUGUAUUUGGCCUUCUUUGCCUAACUCCAGUAGUAACUUUGGGGCUCGGAUUUUGGCAGUUACAGCGAUUGAAAUGGAAAAAUUCCCUAGUAGCUGAGUGUGAAGACAGAUUGACAUACAAGCCACUUCCUCUUCCCAAGAACUUCAGGGAAGAGGAUGUCGAGAACUUCGAGUAUCGCAAGGUGCUCAUAACUGGUAGAUUUGACUACGAAAAGGAACUGUUAGUAGGUCCCCGAUUGCACGAUGACAGAAAGGGCUAUAUCCUUGUCACUCCUUUCACAAGAUCUAAUGGAGGUGGAAGAAUUUUAGUGGAAAGAGGCUGGAUAUCUGAAGGGAAAGUGAACCAAGGAAAAAGAAGGCUAAAAAACUUAUCUAUGCCAGAGGGUACAAUAACUUUAGAAUGUCUUUUGAAAGUACCACCAUCGAAAGGAAUGUUUCACAUUGAACAUAAGCCAGGGACAAAUAUGUUCAGAUAUGUCGAUUUGGAGCGAAUGUGCAAGGAGACUAAUUGCAAGCCAAUAUAUGCCCAAGUGGUACAAGAUUUCAAGGAUCAUCCUGAAUGGCUUAAGGAUAGGGCCAGCGAAAUCGGGCAUGAAUCAUCAGGAGGUUUAUGGAACUUGUGGAGGUGGCGGUGGCAAAGUGAAAGUGAUAACAACGAUGAUCAAUCACAGCUGGAAACAUUUCGGGCUCCCAUGGUUGGGGAGGCAAAGGUUUCUGCUUAUCAAGACUCAUCGCUGGAAUUCAGCCCAUUACAGUUCGUAAAUGCUGGAGUACCUAUUGGCAAAGUACCAAAAGUUGAUUACACAAACAACCAUUUAAAUUAUCUCGUAACCUGGUGGGGGUUGUCUCUUGCUUCAACAGUUUUGCUGCUUUUGGUAUUGAAAAGUAAGAAAUUCGUUAAUCCUUCCGAUGAAAAAUUGCGACAUGCUCGUAAAUAUAUGUAA
Molecule: messenger RNA, 1119 nt
Organism: Komagataella phaffii GS115
Lineage: Eukaryota; Fungi; Ascomycota; Pichiomycetes; Pichiales; Pichiaceae
Product: Mitochondrial inner membrane protein required for assembly of cytochrome c oxidase (complex IV)
Exons: 1
Coding region: 1-1119 (372 amino acids)
Biological process (GO): mitochondrial respiratory chain complex IV assembly
Cellular component (GO): membrane; mitochondrion
Source: RefSeq, a predicted model, not a curated record